AUGGCCCUCUUGUCACACGCCGUACUUUUCCUCUUCGUCGCUGCCGCAACCACUUUCUUACUGCCACAGGUGGUGGGGAGUGUGUUCGGCGUGUUAUUUCGGUCCCUAGGGUGGUUGAUCCGGCGCCGAACUCGGUCGCGCAGGGAAUAUGUGAUUGCGCGGGCGCGAUCAGAGGAGGCAGAGUACAGGCCUCCUCCCCCAAAGGCAUCCGAGAACUCGUUGGCCCGGAGCCAAGUCGACGAUGAGGACUGGGAGAAGGUGGAUAGCUCUGGUGGGGCGAAGACGGCUGGCAGCAGUGACUCUGACAAAACAAAGAACGACGCCACCGAAGCUGAUGAGUGGAAUGGGAUCAUUGGAUUCUUCCAUCCUUUCUGGUAUGCUCUCCUAUGA
This is a messenger RNA of Penicillium chermesinum, 390 nucleotides long. RefSeq lists its product as uncharacterized. The record is from RefSeq and is a predicted model, not a curated record. The coding region runs from base 1 to 390 and encodes 129 amino acids. The transcript has a single exon. Lineage: Eukaryota; Fungi; Ascomycota; Eurotiomycetes; Eurotiales; Aspergillaceae.